GGAGGGUCGUUUUAAUAAUGGGGCCUGGGAGGAAGCAACAAAACAGCAUGGAUGCAUGGGGGGAUGGACUCAGUGGAGACUAUGUUCUCUGUUAUUUUUAAACAAUCCUCUGACAUUUUUCCAUCAUGUUUGAUGCAACAUGUUUGAUGCAACAUGUUUUUGAUGCAACAUAUAAAAAGAGGCCAGUCUGGAGUUGACACCAGGCAUGAUUUCUGGAGUCUUCUAGCACCAGAGACAGAAAGCAGACUCUGAGUCCGUUUCGACUCAUUUUGCAUUCAGCAAAUCCAAGAACCGCCUUCCUCUCCUUGGCUCCCUCCCUCCCUUCCUUUCUCCCUCCCUUCCUCCUCUGCUCCCUCCCUCCCUCGCUGCUGGCUGCCUCUCUCUCACACGCAGCCCGUCCUGUAGAUGGGACCAGCAGCCUGCAGAUCUCCAUGCAUGCCUGACCGCUAGUCCACUUCCUGGAUGGGAAGAAUGGGGACAUUUUCCAGCAGCACCACUUCUUUUUUCUUCUUCGCUAUUGUGCACACUGCCCUUCUUCGUCUCGCCGACCGACGCCGCGGAUAAUCACUUCAUAAUGACCACGUGUAAUCAAUAUUAUUCGACCACUUCUUUUCUUGUGUUGCUGUAGUUAAAAGACAGAUCGAUUGAUCGCCGAUGGUUGCCCCCCCUCCUCAUCCUCAUCCUCACUACGGGAAUGUCGCUAUCUGGAAGCCCGCUACAGGCACACGGUGGAGGAGUCCCGCACAUUGUGAACUGUUUGUUCGUGUCGUGUUAUUCCUCGGAGCUCCAGAAAGCAGCAGCAGCCUCUGCUCGGACUGGAGGCGAAUAGAUUUGUGUUUUUAAGAAGAGCAACUCCGCUAAAGCCGAGCCCGCUGAGCAGGACUUUGAUGCCUCCGUGGCUGCUGUGAGCAACUUCUGCUCCGUGUGUGAUUCAUUUUGUAAAAGAAGAGGACUGAAAAACUUUGUCACCCGUUGCCUUCCUUCUUGUUGCUCUCGAUGAGUAGAUGAGUAGUCUUCUAACAUGCGGAGAAUACGGGAACCGAGUUACUGGUGGAUUUUAUCCUUCAUGGUUUUAACCUUGCUGCCCGAACACAAAGACUGUCAUCCCGUUGCAUCGGGUGGCCAACCUCGCCAUGCUGGAGACGGGCACCAUGGGAGCACAGGCGUAAUGAGGGAGAGGAGGGCAGCCGGUGACCCCUACUGGUCCUAUACAGGAAGCCAUGGACCUCGAGGCUGGCCUUCCUCAUACCCAGAAUGUGCUGCGAAGAACCAAUCACCUGUGGACAUCAGAGAUGAACAUGCUUUGGUUUCGGAGGAGUACCAGGAGCUAGUGUUUGACAAGUUCAACGCCGAGUCCUCCAACCAGACCACCAUGAAAAACACUGGAAAGACAGUUGCUGUUCUACUGAAGGAUGACUACUUUGUAAGAGGCGCUGGACUGCCGGGGCGUUUUAAGGCUGAGAAGAUGGAGUUUCACUGGGGCCAUAGUAAUGGAUCAGCAGGCUCGGAGCACAGCGUAAAUGGCAGACGGUUUCCUGUAGAGAUGCAGAUCUACCUUUACAAUUCAGAUGACUUUGACAGCCUCAGCGCUGCCAUCAAGGAACGACGCAUCAUCGCUGCCAUGGCCGUCUUCUUUGAGCUGGGGCAAAAAGACAAUCCAGCUGUGGAUCCCAUCAUCCAGGGAUUGAAAGGAGUCGUGCAUCAUGAAAAAGAGACCAACCUCAGAUCGUUCAUCCUGAGGGAUCUGCUGCCGUCGUCAGUGGACAGUUAUUACCGAUACACCGGCUCUCUGACCACGCCGCCGUGCAUCAAGGUGGUGGAGUGGAUCAUCUUCUCCAGGCCUGUGUAUCUGUCCCGCUCACAGCUGGAGGCCUUCUACGCCAUCUUAACAACGGAGCAACAGGACCACGUCAAGUCUGUCGAGUACCUGUGGAACAACUUCCGGCCCCUGCAGGACCUGGACAAUAGGAAAGUCUUUAAGUCGGCCGUAAAAGAUGCAUGGCAGAGAGAUUUAACGGAAGUCCUGGGAAGCCCUCACAGCACUGAGGCUUCAAGGGUGUGCAGCAGUGCCCCAGUGAGCAUGAAGAUCAAGCCGCUGAACCAGACGGCAUUGAUGGUGAGCUGGGAGCGCCCUCUGACCGUCUACCACCCCCCCAUCACCGGUUACAUGGUCUCCUACAGCUGGGUGAAACGGGACGUCGCCGACGAAAAGACCUUCACCAAGACCGGGGACCAGAGCAUGAAAGCCGUCAUUACUAAUGUGUCCCCUGACGUCCUGUACCUGUUCAGAGUGCAGGCGGCGUGUCAGCAUGACCUACGCAGUGAUUUCAGUCAAACGCUGCUGUUCAGAGCUAAUACAACAAGAAUAUUUGAAGGCUCUCGUAUUGUGAAGACUGGGAUGCCCACGAUUUCCCCGGCGUCCUCGGCAGACAUGGCUCCCAUCAGCUCCGGUUCCUCCACUUGGACAUCCUCUGGCAUCCACUUCUCCAUUGUCUCCAUGGCAACGGGGAUGGGCCCCUCCUCCAGCGGCAGCCAGGCCACCGUGGCAUCGGUGGUGACGAGCACCUUGCUGGCGGGCUUGGGCGUGGGCGGAGGGGUCAUCUCUUCCUUGCCCAGCUCCGUUUGGCCCACACAGGCGCCCCAAGCCACGCAGAACCCCACCCGUCCGUCCGUCUCGCCCGCAAAGGCCAGCACCGAGCAGGCGCCGCACCAGGGCGCUGAGACGGACGCCCCGUCUGAGGACAAGCAGGCCGGGCGUGAUGGCGAGGAGGAGGAGGAGCAGGAGGGGGAGCGGGAAGGAGAGCAGGAGGAGGGAGAGGAUGAGAAGAAGAGAAAGAACAAGACUGCACCUGAUAAUGAGGAGAAGCAAGCCAACAGCACUGUGGCCAAAGAGCCUUUAAUCCCCACCCCCGCAUCCACAGCCAAAGAGAAAGGAGAAGGGAAGCCUACAGUCAAAGGCACCACGGUACCCGCGAGCACCGGUGACGAUGACUUGGUCAACGUGGAGAAGAAUCCCACAGAUGAAAACGCAGUCUCCACUCAGGAGCCUCGUAAUGACACCGCCGAGAUGCAGAUUCCCCAGAGCUCCACUCUGUCUCCAAAGAUCAGUAGCGAUGGCAAGAGUCUCUGGCCUUUCUCUGUCCACACUGACAGGACCGUCUUGUCCAACGUGACCCGGACCCCACAGCCGGGGAUGGGCAGGAUGGUUUGGAUCGUCCCCUUGGUGGUGGUGUCUGCCCUCACUCUGCUCUGCCUCAUAAUGCUGCUGAUUGUGAUGGUCUACUGGAGAAUGGCAAGCCUCUGCUCCCUCCUCUGCAUCAAGUACAGGAGAUUUUUCCAGACAGCUCACUUCUAUGUGGAGGAGAGCAGCUCUCCACGAGUGGUGGCCAAUGAGAAUAUACCGAUUAUCCCUAUACCAGACGACAUGGAGGCCAUCCCCGUCAAGCUGUUUAUUAAACACAUCAUGGAGCUCUACAAGAACAACCUGCAAGGUUUCUCUGAGGAGUUUGAGGAGGUCCAACGCUCCACAGCGGACCUGAAAAUCACUGCAGAGCACUCCAAUCAUCCCGACAACAAGCACAAAAACAGAUACAUCAACAUUGUGGCCUAUGACCACAGCAGGGUGAAAUUACGAGCGCUGGCGGGGAAAGAUGCCAAACACUCGGAUUACAUGAAUGCCAACUACGUGGAUGGCUACAACCGGCCCAGAGCUUACAUCGCUGCUCAGGGUCCUCUCAAGUCUACAUUCGAGGACUUUUGGAGGAUGGUGUGGGAGCAGAAUACGGGAAUGAUCAUCAUGAUCACCAACCUGGUGGAGAAAGGGAGAAGGAAAUGUGACCAGUACUGGCCGACAGAGAACAGCGAGCAGUACGGAAACGUCGUGGUGACGCUGAAAAGCACCAAAGUGCACGCCUGCUACACGCUGCGGCGUUUCCAUAUAAGGAACACUAAAGUUAAAAAGGGUCAGAAGGGGAACCCAAAAGGGAAGCUUAAUGAGCGCAUCGUGGUCCAGUAUCACUACACUCAGUGGCCUGACAUGGGAGUACCGGAGUACACCCUCCCCGUCCUCACCUUCAUCAACCGCUCGUCAGCGGCUCGCACUGCAGACAUGGGCCCCGUCCUGGUGCACUGCAGUGCAGGGGUUGGGCGCACAGGAACCUACAUUGUCAUUGACAGCAUGCUACAGCAGAUCAAGGACAAAAGCACAGUCAGCGUCCUGGAUUUUCUCAAACAUAUUCGCACACAACGCAACUACCUGGUUCAGACUGAGGAGCAGUAUGUUUUCAUCCACGAUGCUCUGAUGGAGACCAUCAUGAGUAGAGAUACAGAGGUGCCCGCCUGGCAGCUGCACAGUUAUGUCAACAGCAUCCUCACGCCCAAUUCGACAGGCCGCACGCUGCUGGAGAAGCAGUUCAGGCUGCUGACUCAAUGCAACGCGCGCUUUGUGGAGUGCUUUAGUGCGCACAAAGACUGCAACAAGGAGAAGAACCGCAAUUCCUCAGUGGUUCCCUCGGAGCGAGCAAGGGUCGGACUCACCACUCUGCCUGGAAUGAAAGGAACAGAUUACAUUAAUGCGUCCUACGUAAUGGGUUACUUCAGGAGUAAUGAAUUCAUCGUUACCCAGCAUCCUUUACCCCACACCACCACAGACUUCUGGAGGAUGAUUUGGGAUCAUAACGCUCAAAUUAUUGUCAUGUUGCCUGACAACCUGGGCCUGGCUGAGGAUGAAUUUGUUUAUUGGCCGAGUCGGGAGGAGGCCAUGAACUGCAUCGCCUUCACUGUCACACUCAUCAGUAAGGACAGACUGUGCCUCUCCAACGAGGAGCAGAUCAUCAUCCACGACUUCAUCUUAGAGGCCACACAGGACGACUACGUUCUGGAGGUGAGACAUUUUCAGUGCCCUAAAUGGCCCAACCCCGACGCUCCUCUCAGCAGCACCUUCGAGCUCAUCAGUGUCAUCAAGGAGGAGGCCAUGACUCGAGAUGGCCCCACCAUCGUGCACGAUGAGUAUGGAGCCGUGUCAGCGGGCAUGCUCUGCGCCCUCACCACACUGUCCCAGCAGCUGGAGAACGAGGGGGUCGUCGACAUCUAUCAGGUGGCUAAGAUGAUCAACCUCAUGAGGCCGGGAGUCUUCACUGAUAUAGAGCAGUACCAGUACCUUUACAAAGCCAUGCUCAGCCUGGUCAGUAACAGAGAGAGCGGCCUGAGCCCCUUGCACAUGGACACUAAUGGGGGGGUGGUGAUCGCAGACGAGUCGGACCCCGCAGAGAGCAUGGAGUCGCUCGUCUGAGGACGUUCUCACACAGGCACUUAAUUUGUAAAAACUCGAGAACUUUUCUGAGGCCUUUUUUGCCAGACUAUUGAUUAAAUGAAUAACCUUAUUACUUUUUAUACUGAUAAAAGUUUUUUGAUAUUUAUGUUUUUGUCCUUUAUUUCUCGUCUUAAAUGUUAUCCUGCUGAGCGUUUGCACCUGUUUAAGUUGACGUGAGGGGAGAAGCAGCUCUGUCCAGUUUGCACUAUACUAUCAGUGUUACUGCCUAAAUCCAGCGAGUGGAGACGUUUCACAGUUUAAAAUCCUGGCGUCACGAACACGACUGGAAUCUUUUGGACCGCAUUGAGACAAAACCUGAAGCAUGAAGACCAGGAUGAGUUGAAGCGAUCCACUUCCAAUAAUGUCUCGAAAGAAAAAAACAUCACAUCACAUCGUUGCCCGGCACGCAAUAUGUCACUUUGUCACCUCGAUCGAAACGAACUGCUUUGAGGGUCCGCUCCACCCGGGUGAAGAAGCUCUUUAUCACACGUUUAAGAGACUAUUACCUGCUUAAUAUUCAUAUAUCGUCCAAAUAUCUCACUGCUGUCUUGUAUAAUGUACUUAUGGCUUAUUUUGUUAUAAUGUGUUACGACAUCUAAUGUGAACAUGUAUUGCUUUUUACAGGGAUUUAUAUUGUUUUGUAAUAUAUAUAUAAUAUAUCCUUAAUAGCCAGCCGAUGUUUUCUCUUCUUUUUUUUAGUGCUUUUGCCUAAUUGUCCACUGGCCUUGGUGUAGAUUCAUGUUUUUUGAGAUUGUCAUGUGAAUCUACAAAGCUCCAUUUUAUUUUUCAUAAUUGUUUUUUCCAGCUUCUCUAACCUCAACUGUCAAAGCUCAGCUGUUAACAUGUGUAAUGGGUAUCCGUAUUGACACAGUACAAUGUCUACUACAAGUAUUCACCCCACACAAAUGUUCCAUGUUUUAUUCUUUUACUACAUUAAAUCACAGUGGAUGUAAUUAUGAUUUAUUUUUUGAUGCUGAUCAAUAGAAGAAUGUUAAAGAAACGAAAAGAAAUCGGUCUAAAUUCAAAAAUAGAAAAACACAAAAAUUGAUUGCACAACUAUUCACCCCCUUCAAGACAAUAUUUAGUUAAAAAAAAACACACCUUUGGCAGAAUUGACGGUGAGUUUAUGUGGAUAACUUGGUACAUCUGGACACGUUUUGCCCUGUCAAACUCAGUUUAAUGAGGACUUUCAUGUCCUGCCACUAAUUCUGGACUGAUUCGAGGUCUUAGACUCUGACUCGGCCACUCAACGACAUCAUCAUUGUUCUUUUUAAAGACAUUCCUGUGUAGCUGUGGCUUUUGUAUUUGAUGAAAAAACUAUAUUUUGCAGUCCUCUCACAUAGAGAACUGGAGUUUCCUCCAGGAUUUCUUUAUAUUUUACUGCAUUUGUUUUACUCUCUACCUUCACAAGCCUUGAGGGGGGCCUGUUGCAGAGAGUUAUAUCCUCACCAGGCCUCAUGAUGAGCAUGGUGUGUUUCAGCAGAUGUGCCGUGUUUGGUUUUACACUCCUCUCGUGAGCCCUUCGCGGUCUCACUAGUGAGCGCUUCUUCUCAACACUCAGUUUUUGAGGAUGAGUUUUAGAGCUGUGCCAUACUCCUUCAAUUUUUUUAUAAUCGUAUUAGGGAUAUCCAGUGCCUUGGAAAUGUUCGUAUGUCCCCCGAUUUAGUAUUUUUUAAGUAAACUCACAGAUUUGUUUGGAGUAUUUUGUUUGUUUUCAUGGUGGUAAAUUGACUAAAUAGCUGUUGGAUCCGGGUAUAUUAAAGAACUUGUCACACCUUGAUAACACACAGGUGAUCUCCAUUCAACUUGUAAAAAAAUGGCGGUACCAGUGAUGAUUUGGAUCUCAUAGUGAAGGGAUGAAUAUAUGUGCAAGCAGUUGAUUUAUUAUACGUCUUACUUAGUUCGCAGCUCAAUUGAGCCUUUUUCUUUUGAUCAGUGUUAAAAAAAAAAUCUUAAUUCCAUCCACUGUGAUUCAAAAGUUGUAAAUAAAUCAAACAUGAAAAGAUCCAAAGGAGGUGAAUACUUUCUAAUAGGCACUGUAGCUUCUUGUUAGUGGGGGGGGGGCGGGGGUGAUGCUUUAUUUGUAACCAAAGAUGUGGUUCCAGUUUGCAACAUGUAAGUGGUUUUGUCCUGAGAUCUAUUUAAUCAACUCGAAUUUAAAAUCCAAAUUGUUGAAUAUUGCAGUGCAGAUUACCAGAUGGUUGUCAAGAGGUGUGAACUGAACAAGAGUUAAAGCAUGUUUCUGUUCCAGCCUCAGGAUCUCACCUUCCAGUAAAAGAAUCAGAGAACAGGAUUUUAAAUUCAGACUGUAAAAUAUAUUUUAUUUCGGGCUGAUAUUCUGUCUCUCAGCACUAUUUUGUGACUAUUAAUUAUAAGCCCUUUUCAACCCUGAACAUCCCUUCUGUCUUGAUUGAUUUAUGUGUAUCCUCAUACUCUUAUGAUGUACCCUCUGAUGAAAACUUUUUUUCCUUUCUGUGAACACCCACUUCUCUGACAAAGGGGAGUUUGCUAAAUUCAGUGAAAACUCUCCAACAUUUGGAGAACGGUCCAGAUUGCUGAUCACUUCGCUCUUCGCAACAAAACAGCUGUUAAGGGUUUUUCUUUUUGUAUGAAUGCCAACGAACGGUCCUUUCUGUUUGAUAUUUCUACGCUCGUUGAGUACUGUGGCUGCGCACAUUUACUUCAAAAAAUCAAAUGUCUUUAAUGUAAUCUUUGUGAUGAUCAUAGAAGUUUAUAUUUUCAUACAAAGAUUUGGUUUGUAUGGUGGCCCUGUAACAGAUUGUACUUUUGUGGGAAGUUUAUUAUCCACAGCAAAAAUCCCCACAGUCAUGCCUGCCCCUCUGAGGACCAAUGCUGAUAUUUAAACCAGAUAUUUCCUGACAUUUGCUCAGCGGUCCAGGGAUCCAGUGUGUUAGCCUCAGUGCAUUUCCGCCAGGUUGGUAGUGAAGUCUAUUUUGUAACUUAAAAUAAAUAAUACAAUGGUUUUGUCCAUCAUAUCACGUGUUUAUAUGAUAGUAUCAUAGUCAUAUAUUCCUAUGAUGCUGUCAUAUAUCCUAUUCUAGUGUAAUCGUGUUAUUUAAUAGGUAAAAUUGUAUUGCUAUUCAUGAAAUAAAGUUUGGGUUUGGGUGCACAGCAUCCUUGUAUUACAUGGAA
Sebastes umbrosus (honeycomb rockfish) is the source of this 8464-nucleotide messenger RNA. It is a transcript of the gene ca16b, whose product is annotated as carbonic anhydrase XVI b. Gene Ontology annotation, molecular function: protein binding; protein tyrosine phosphatase activity. NCBI's taxonomy places the organism in Eukaryota, Metazoa, Chordata, Actinopteri, Perciformes, Sebastidae. Bases 1022 to 5290 code for a protein of 1422 amino acids. The record is from RefSeq and is a predicted model, not a curated record. Gene Ontology annotation, biological process: protein dephosphorylation. The transcript is spliced from 30 exons.